This is a messenger RNA of Momordica charantia (bitter melon), 1424 nucleotides long. Its product is annotated as glutamine synthetase nodule isozyme. NCBI's taxonomy places the organism in Eukaryota, Viridiplantae, Streptophyta, Magnoliopsida, Cucurbitales, Cucurbitaceae. Gene Ontology annotation, molecular function: glutamine synthetase activity. The record is from RefSeq and is a predicted model, not a curated record. Gene Ontology annotation, cellular component: cytoplasm.
CACAAUCGAGAAAGAAAAAGAAAAAAAAAAGAAUUUCUUGGGUUGUUCGCGGCUAUAAAAAGCCUACCCCGACCACAGCUCUGUUCAUCUCUGUGAGUUUCGUUGAAGCCCAAAUUCCUAUUUUCAGACCAGAAAAGAAAUCAGAAAUGUCUUCCCUCUCCGAUCUUAUCAACCUCAAUAUCUCCGAAUUCACCGACAAGGUCAUUGCCGAGUACAUAUGGAUCGGUGGAUCUGGUACCGACGUCAGAAGCAAAGCAAGGACUGUUGCAGGGCCUGUUAGCGAUCCCUCGAAGCUGCCCAAGUGGAACUAUGACGGUUCCAGCACCGGCCAAGCCCCUGGAGAGGACAGUGAAGUUAUCUUAUACCCACAAGCAAUUUUCAGGGAUCCCUUCAGACGAGGAAACAACAUUCUUGUGAUGUGUGAUACCUACRCUCCGGGCGGAGAGCCGAUUCCGACAAACAAGAGGCACGCGGCGACGAAGAUCUUCAGCCAUCCAGAUGUAGUAGCCGAGGAGCCAUGGUAUGGAAUUGAGCAGGAGUAUACGCUGUUGCAGAGGGAUGUAAAAUGGCCUAUUGGAUGGCCGAUUGGCGGGUUUCCUGGGCCUCAGGGGCCAUAUUACUGCAGUGCGGGCGCUGACAAAACAUUCGGGCGCGACAUCGUUGAUGCGCAUUACAAGGCGUGUCUAUACGCCGGCGUCAACAUCAGCGGCAUCAACGGCGAAGUCAUGCCCGGUCAGUGGGAAUUUCAAGUUGGUCCUUCGGUGGGCAUAUCGGCGGCGGAUGAGCUGUGGAUCGCUCGGUACAUUUUGGAGAGGAUUACGGAAAUUGCGGGUGUGGUUCUUUCUCUUGACCCCAAACCAAUUCAGGGUGAUUGGAAUGGAGCUGGUGCCCAUACAAACUACAGUACCAAGUCCAUGAGAAAGGAAGGAGGCUACGAGGUGAUCAAGAAAGCCAUAGAAAAAUUGGGGCUGCGGCACAAAGAACACAUUGCCGCAUAUGGAGAAGGCAACGAGCGUCGUCUCACCGGUCGACACGAAACAGCCGAUAUCAACUCCUUCUUAUGGGGUGUUGCAAACCGAGGAGCUUCGAUUCGAGUAGGGCGAGACACGGAGAAAUCGGGCAAAGGAUACUUUGAGGACAGAAGGCCAGCUUCUAACAUGGAUCCAUACACAGUCACUUCCAUGAUUGCAGAAACUACCAUCCUUUGGAAGCCAUAAAUGCUGAAGCAGAACUCCCCAAAUCUUUAGGAUAUAUAUUUGCCCAAUAUCUUCAAUUCCCAUUGGGUUUCCAUAAUUUCCAGUUUUUUACUCGCAAGAAAUUGCUUUUUCUUCUUAUUCAGUUGCAAAGGGGGAACUUUGACUUGGUUAAGAGGUGUUCGGAAUUAAUAAUAAAGUUGGAACAGGAUGGGAUAUUUGUCUCUUUUC